This is a messenger RNA of Eimeria maxima, 2079 nucleotides long. RefSeq lists its product as hypothetical. Gene Ontology annotation, biological process: mRNA cis splicing, via spliceosome. The record is from RefSeq and is a predicted model, not a curated record. Gene Ontology annotation, molecular function: protein binding. Gene Ontology annotation, cellular component: spliceosomal complex; cytoplasm. Bases 1 to 2079 code for a protein of 692 amino acids. The transcript is spliced from 8 exons. Lineage: Eukaryota; Apicomplexa; Conoidasida; Eucoccidiorida; Eimeriidae.
AUGGAGGCAGAGGCAAUGGCUCUGCGAGUCAGGGAGGCAAGUAUGGGGCCUCAUCACGACCAGCACCGACAAUUUCCAGUGCACCAAGACCUGCCAAGCCCGUUACAGUUCAAGAGCUGCGAGUACGUCUUCAUUGAUAAGAGGGUUUAUGACUUAAGACUGGCGGAGAGAAAGAAGCUGCUGAGCGAACACUUUGGCUACAGCAAUGACAAUAACCCCUUCGGUGAUCGUCUGUUGGCCGAGCCAUUUGUUUGGAAGAAGAAAAAUUUGCUGCUGCAGGCAGCAGGAAAGAAGCAUGCUACUACUGUUAAUGCAUUGCUUACUACAUCUGUCAGCAAAGUGCAAGAAAUUAAAAAUGUGAAGAAACGACGUGAAGAACGCGAGGCGGAGGAGCAGCUGAUGCAGGCACAGCGAGAGGAGCUGCAACGCGAGAAAGAACGUGAACAUUUUCAGGAUUAUUUUGAGAAGGAAGAAGUAUUUCAUAGACAAAUGCAUAUUCGUAAAACAGAAAUUAGAGCUGAACAAAAUAGAGAACAACCUAUUGACUUUAUUGUCAAAGGGUUACGUAUGCUUAAUGGAGAAAGAUUCGAAAAAGUCGCUGUUCUGCCGGUGCCUCCCCAUGAAGUCUUUGAUUGCUUCAACAAAGAGCCGAUGUCGGUGCAGAUGAUCGAGGAGAUGCUUGCUGACGUGAAGCUGCACAUUGGUGUGGACACGACGGCGGUGGAUAAGGAUUACCAGGACUUCUGGCAAGCAUUGUUGGUAUUAACAAAAGACGCAUUAGAGAAAGCGGAGCGAAAGAGGAAAGUUCUAGAGGAGCUACGGAAAAAUUCCUCAGCUGAUGCUGCCGCACAGGCUGCCGCUAUCUUAGCCAACAACACCUCCGUAGGAGAUGUACGUGAUGCAGACUCUGGUAUUGCUGUAGGAGUAACCUCCGAUAUCACCGCGAUACUUAGUGGGAAAACACCACAAGAGCUUGACGCUCUUAAAGACAGCAUCAAAGUUAAACUCGAAACAGAAGAAGAUGUUGAUUCAGCUUACUGGGAGGCCAUCCUCCAGAAGAUCCCCUUGUUCAGGGCGAGAGCCGUCUGCUUGGUGUACCACCAGAGAAUACAACAAAAGGCAGCAGAGCUCGACCAUCAGCUGAAGUGCGAGCGCGCAGAGGCAGAGGCGGAGCUGCUGAAGGCGCGGGCAGCAGAAUCGGGGCUCACGGAUGACCUGUUGGCUACCGAGGAGGAGGCGCGCGAGCAGCAGAAAAUUCAGCAAAUGCAGGAGCAGGCGAAACGCAUGGCUCGCGCAGUAGAGAAGGAGAUAAACCCGGGGGCUGACGGGAGCUACUCUCCCGAACUCGAACCGUACGAAGAUGAGGCCGAGGCACCCAAGCCGAGGGGCCCAUAUUCGCCUGUGCUGUAUCCCUUUGACGAAUUUCGCACGGAAACUAACAUCUUACACCCCGAUGAGGAGCUUGAACAGCGAAUGGCAGAACGAAGAAUUGCCAAGCACCGCGAGCGCGAAAGACGGCUGAUUCAGCUGGGUUUGGACAAGGAAAAAACGACACCCGAGGAGGAGGACGACGACGAAAUUUUAGAUCCUGCUGCUAAGAUCGUGACAUACGAGGACUUUGUGCGCAAGGAGCAGAAAAAUGCAAGCCCGGACGAAGAAGUCCUUGCCGCCUCAUCAGAAAUGAAACUGAAACAGCACUACGGCUGGGAAGAAAAGUACCGUCCCAGGAAGCCGCGUUUUUUCAAUCGUGUGCGCACCUGUUACUUCUGGAACAAGUACAACCAGACACAUUACGACCACGACAACCCUCCUCCCAAGAUCGUGCAAGGCUAUAAAUUCAACAUCUUCUAUCCGGAUUUGAUCGACAAGACGAAAACCCCCACGUGGACUCUUGAGCCUUCAGACACCCCGGAUACCAUAAUCGUGCGCUUCCAUGCGGGUCCGCCUUAUGAAGAUGUUGCAUUCAAGGUUUUGAACCGCGAAUGGCAUUUAGAGAGAUUUAGAGGAUUUCGCAACGUAUUCGAUCGCGGUAUUAUGCAGUUGUACUUCAGUUUCAAGAAAUACUGGUACCGCAGAUAA